Peronospora matthiolae is the source of this 933-nucleotide messenger RNA. NCBI's taxonomy places the organism in Eukaryota, Oomycota, Peronosporomycetes, Peronosporales, Peronosporaceae. The record is from the annotation of a GenBank genome assembly.
AUGACAGCGCAGAAGAAGCUGCUCGUAACUGCAGCCAAGAACGGCCUAGCCGUUCCAUGCGACGUGGAUGCCACAGCAUUCUUACUAGCGUACCCUCGUGGCGCGUAUACGGCUGCCCGCACCGUGCACCAGACCAGGAUUUUCGACUACGAGGCGCAUAUCCGCCGCUUGGUGGACUCGACGAUCGAGAUGCAGAAAGAAAAGCAAGUGCUGGUCCGUAGUCUCGUCGAGACCGAGUUGAGACCAAGAACUGAGGCGACAAUGAUUGCAGCCAUGGAGGCGUUCAAGAAUCUCUACAAAGUGGAAGAAGACCAGGAGUACAAAAUUAAUGUACUCGUGUGUCCUACUGAAGGCGACCAAGUAGAUGGAGAGGUUGUAGAUCAGACCGACAUCUUGUGCCAUAUAGGACUCUUGCCACCGCUACGUGAUGAGAUGGUGAAGCUAGAGGUAGCAGGUUUGCCCCGUCAUAAUGCUGCGGUCAAAGACUCUGCUUGGGUGAGAGAGCGGAAAGCGAUAUAUGAAAAGAUGGCACCGGAUAUGGAGGAGGUGAUCCUCAUGGACCCAACCACGGGACAUUUGCUUGAGGGAUCUCAGACGAACUUUUAUGCAAUCCUGGAUGGGACUCUAUUGACGGCUGAGACUGGGAUUUUGAAGGGCACAGUGAGGUCCCUCGUGCUAGAUGUUUGUGCGAAAAAUGGUAUCCCUGUGGAGCUUAGUCCCCCGACCUUAGACAGCGUGGAAAAGUGGCAGGGGUGCUUUAUCUCGAGCACGUCCAGGUUGGUUUUAGGUGCAAAAGUGUUGAAGUACGAACAACCUGACACCAAAGCUGCUUGCACGAGAGAGUUCGCGCCGCUACCCCAUUCUGGAUCAAAUCACGACUGCUGUUCGCAACUUGGUGAUCAAGAAAAGUACACAAGUGUUCAAGUGAAUUGA